This is a messenger RNA of Paraphaeosphaeria sporulosa, 5026 nucleotides long. RefSeq lists its product as uncharacterized. The record is from RefSeq and is a predicted model, not a curated record. NCBI's taxonomy places the organism in Eukaryota, Fungi, Ascomycota, Dothideomycetes, Pleosporales, Didymosphaeriaceae. The transcript is spliced from 3 exons. Bases 226 to 4923 code for a protein of 1565 amino acids.
ACGACACGAGGUGCUGCGACCUCUGCAGGCUGCCUCCUGUUGCCCGUUUCUCCUCCAUAAUGCAACCCUGAUUUCCAACCUUUUUGCGCCUUUGUCCAGUUGCGCGCCUUGCCAAGGUCGCUCGAUUCUCGUGUAUACACCCACCGCAAACCGCAUCGGUCCGUCAGUGAGUCCAGCUUCGGCGCGCUCGAAAGCUGCGGAGGGGCAGAAUACAAGGACUCCAAGAUGCAGAACUACGGGCAGCAUCAGGCGGGGUAUCAGAGGCCCGGAAGCACUACGGGCUAUCCGUCAGCACCAGCAGUGCCUCCGCCUUACGGAGCGCCCCAAGGAUAUCAAAGCGCCGCUCCUCAAGCGCAGAGUCAGUGGUCGGCGCCCACCCAAAACCAGACGCCAGUACCACAGCAAUGGAACCAGCCGCAGCAGCAAGCUGGAGGUUACAACCCCGGUGUCUACGGCGCAAUGCCAGGUGGAUACUCGCAGUCACAACAGAAUACCACGCAGGCUCCUACCGCAUACCAGUCCCACCAACAAGACGUACCUCCUCCACCUCCGCCGAAGCCAGCUGCCUUCGCUGCCGCCGCUCAACAACCCAUCACACAGAACUGGGGACAACCGGCCGGAUACGGCGCUCAGCAGAACGCAAGCUAUGGAACACACGUACCGCAGGGUGAUUACACUCAGACCAGUGGAUACCAGGGUCAGAGCACAGCACAGCAGGCAUAUACCGCCACUGCGCCUCCGCCUCCAUCGCAGACGCCAGCGGGGUCAUACUUCCCACCCUCGCAAACACCACAACUCGGAGGCCGGCCUGGGUCGAUCUACGGCGCUGAUCAGGCAGGAAUGUACUCGACACCGUCAUCUGCAGUUGCGCAGCAUCCCCCAAGCUCUGUCCUGAGCCCGAACGAACAGCAUCCUGCGUACAUUCCUCCCUCACUUAGCGGUCAAGGCGUUCAGUCCUAUGUUCCCUCGAAUACGAACCCAGUGCCUGGCGUAUACGUUCCUCCGCCCCCGGACAUACCAGCUUGGCAACAAGCAUCGCAUGCCCCCUUGCAAGGAGGCAAGAAGUUCAAAUACACGAAGCCGGCACCAGAUCCGAAUCUGUACGCGCAAGGUCAGCAAGGUGUACCGCCAGCACAAGCACAGGGGCAGUAUGGCCAGCAAUCUGUAUACCCUGCGCAGCAGUUCGCGCAAAAUCAAUACCAAUCCGGAGGGCAGGCUCAACAGCCAGGCCCCUACGGAAACCCUGUGCAAGGUCCCUAUGCUCAAGGCCAACAGCAACAACAGCAACAACAGGGGCAGUAUAGUCAGAAUCUAUCACAAUACGGCCAGCCAGCCCAGGCGACAAGCCAGCCUGCUCCUCCAUACCAACACCCAUCUCAAGAGCAGUCGGUCCAACCGCAGGCGGUCCAACCGCAGGCAUAUCAGCAACAGGAGCAGAACCAAUGGCAGUCGAAUCCUCCGGCGGACCAAGGCUACGCGCAGCAGCAGACCGGCAUACAUACCUCCUACGGUACCCAGCAACAGACAUGGCAACCAGGACAUCAGGCCCAAGGUUCGGUUGCUGGACAGCAGUAUGGCCAAGUAGCCAAUCAAGGGAUUGAAGCUCCAAAGCCGGUCAGCGGGCAUACCGGUACAGCGCCUCCAGGAUUCGUCAGUGAGCCAAGUCCGCAAAGUCAACCAGUAUCUCCGAUCCAAACGCGUAUCGGCACGGGAUUCAAUUCAGGUCACACUGCGCCUGGACGAACAGAUUCGGUCAGUUCCAUAGCUCUUGGUGCUAUUCACGCUCAGCGCGCGGGCAAUCGAACUGCGUCUCCGAAACCGCCGCCACCAAACUUGCCCACGCCUCCGCCGCCUCGAGACGACGUGACAAAGUUCAGCGUGUUGGGAACAGGCGGCCCGUCAGACUGGGAGCAUUUCGGGGGAGGCGAAGAAAUAGACGACGAAGAAAUAUUUGGAGCGAAGAAAGACGGGCGCCAUGGCGUACCUGUGCAAUUGGACAGUGCGGAGGUCAUGUCGCAACAGGUAUCUCCACCUCAACCACAAGGCGAAUGGCCUACGCCACCUGUACAACCCGUAUCCGCAGUGACCCCGGAGCGUGAUCAAUAUCAGCCCACGCCUCCGCCGAAUAUUCAACGCCCACCAUCCAAACCACCACUCCAAGGCUUCAUCGUGGGCAACGCUCCGCCGCCAGCAUCACAGUCUCAGCAAAAUUUCGUCGUGGGCGACGCUGUUGUCGCACCAUUGCGAGUCUCACAGCCGUCUUCCCAACGAAACACGCCUGCACAACAGCAAGGACAGCACCAACCGCCGCCAGCGACGAGCACUUCUUUCUCGAUAGAUGACAAUGGUCAGAGCCAGCAGCGUUCGGUAAACCCGGAAAUUGAACAGGCAAAUGCUACAUAUGCUGCCGAACUCAGAACCAAAGACGAAGCAUUAGAGCGCGUACGGGCAGAGGCGCAACAAAAGGAAAGUAGUUUGCAGGCCGAGGUCGAACAGCUGAAGGUGGUCAUCGGGACUACCAAGUCUCAUGCGGAGUACGAGAGGAAGAUUCUGGCUGAUCAGAUCGAGUCAAUGAAGACUGCUGCGGAACAAGCAAAGACCAAUGCGGAUGCUUCCACCAGAGACAAAGAUCUCACAAUCGAACGAUGGAAGGAAGACUCGGAAGGGAAAGAAGACACGAUAAAGGAAAAAGACGAUGAAAUAGUGAAACUACGAGACGAGCUCAGGGCGAAAGAAGAAACAAUUGCACAGGGUCACGUUUUUGUUGAUGAGUUCAAGAAGCAGGCCGAACUCAAAGACAUCGAGAUUAGCAAUCUGAAGCAACAGAUUGAGAACAAUCAGACAGCGGAAGGCUUGGCGAAUGACUUGAGACAACAACUUGAGGCCGAGAAGCUCAAGGAGCCACCUAAACCCACUCCUGCCAGUUUGAUCCCGGAUCUAGACCCUUGGUAUGCUGGUUCCCUGGAGCGAUACAUCGCAAUGUUGCGAAGCGAGGCACAAACCCCAUUAGUUGAGGACAAGAUCAAAGUGUUCAUAGGCUUUCUCAAGGCUGAGUCUGGCGCUCGUGGCCUCGACUACCAAAAUGCACCUCCAUCGCAGCCAAUCAGCCAGCCGCAGCAGGAGAGUUCUCAAUCGACAGUCGCAUCCAACCAGGAACCGAAGACUUCUCCAAAGCUUACGAAACUCAACGUUCAUGUACCCACCGCUGCUCCUGUCGAAGAUGAUGACAUACAGUACAGUCCGGGCGGUAGACCGAUCGUGCACCAUAGGCCUACGCUCAAGUCAGAGGCGUCCGGUCAUACACAGCAAUCGUUCAGCGUAUCCAGCCAGUCGACCACUGUUCUUACACCUACAAGCUCACAGGAUGAAAACGCGAGCAAAACACCCACACCUGUACAAUCGCCACCUGCAGAGCCGCAGGCACAAACACAGUACAAGGCGUACGUGCCAUUACCUAUCUCUCAAGUGGAUUCAAUACAGAGCCUACACCGUCAAUCGGUGUCCUCUGCUACCACUCCAGCGCCUAACCCGACCUUGUUGCAUGGGAGUAAGAAGGAUGAAGUUUUCUUUGGUGCCUCAACCGGGACUUCGUUACCAUCCAUCAGACCAAUCACAGGCACAAAUGCCAAUCCGGAGGUGGCAGUUCCUGCGCCACUAUUCACACAGCAUCCCCUUGCGGUAGCGGCCAAGGCAACACCCAAGCAAAACGCAGUGGAGAAAUUGACAAGGCUACUGCCCGCUAAGAUACGCCUGCCGCAGCCAAAUCCCCAACUGGAAGCGGUUCGCAAACGACUUGCUAGUGCUCCAUUGGAUCUACCGUCCUUCCAAGAACUGACCGAUCCCUGGGAGAAGUCUGCGUCUCUCGUACGCAAAAAGAACGAUGAAGCUCGUCGCAAACGACAAGAGUCAAGCGAGAAGGAGACUGAUCAGCUGUUUGACAACCAUGAGAUCUCAUACGCAGAUAUCGCUAUUCUUGAAGACGAAUUCAAAGAGGAAGAACGCAGGCUAAAGGCAGACGAGGAUCGAGCCGAAUACCAAUCUUACGUUGACACCGUAUUCAGUAAUGUCUAUGACGGGCUGCAACAGCAAAUUAAGGGUCUUAUGGAUCUCUACAUCGAGGUGGAAAGCCUGCUCUCGACAGCAGUUUCAGGAGCAAAAACUUUCGAGGGGAGUGAUGCAGCGGUCGUAGAAGAGUGUUUGAAGUUGCUUGAAGAGUUGUUUGAAAAGAUCGAGAAGCGACACGACAAAGUCGUUGAGGCGGUCGCAGAACGAGACAAGCGGUACAAGAAGACAGAAAUACAGCCGCUGUACGCCGCGGGCAACAUCGUAAAAAUGAAGCAGGUUGAAGCGCACUUUGCCAAUGCCGAGAAGGACGCGGUUCAGCGCGCUCGUGCGGAGAAAGCUGACCGCGUGACAGAGUUUGUGCGCAUAGUCGAGUCAACGGUUGUUGCAGCCGUUGGUGUAGAGCAGCAAGAGAUUCAGGAGAUCAUCGCUGCUGUGCGCGAUCUGCCUUCCUCACCGGACAACGAAAAGCUGUACACACGAGCGAAAGAGACUGUACUCGCGCUAGGCGACUCGUCGAAAUCACUUCUGCUACUAUUAAACGACAUCGAGAUCGACGUUGGUGGUUCCGUUCUCGAAGUUGAACUCGCGGAAGCGAAGACAGCAAAGCAAAUCGACAAAGUCGCCCAGCUUGAGAAACAGAUCUCAGACCGCGAGAAGGAGCUCAAAGAGGAGUUCCAGCGAAAAGAGGCGGUUCUCGAUCAGGAUCGUGAAGAGAUAGAGAAGCUGAUCAAAGGAGACGGUGGAAACACGGCUGAAGGUGGUGUUGAGCCGAGCGAGGGGAAGAGUGAGGAGGAGCUCAAGAAAGAAAGGCUGAGUAAGGCGUUGGAAGCUGCUAAGAGAAGAAACGGAGACCUCUAGGGGAGGCUUUUCUUUCUUCCCUUUGAGCAUUGGGUCAAUGAGGCGAUCUGUUGCAUUUAGCUUAGCAUGUAUGGCGCAUAACUGCAUUUACAUUGCUCUCUGG